AUGGCUGCUGUAUAUGACUUCGUCAUCAUUGGCGGCGGCACGGCUGGCUUGGUGGUUGCUUCUCGGCUCAGCGAGGACCCCAGCACCUCCGUCUUGGUUCUCGAAGCAGGUGCCGACUUGACAGCAGACCCCCGCGUGAACAUUCCCAUAUUUUAUGCCGCACUACUUGAAUCCGAAGCUGAUUGGAAAUUUCAAUCUUCCCCUCAGUCGGGGCUCAAUGGCAGAGUGCUUGGUCUCAACCAGGGAAAAGCACUCGGAGGAUCCAGUUCUAUCAAUGCACACGUCUUUGUCCCUCCUUUCAAGGGAGCUAUUGAUUCGUGGGAGGCGCUCGGUAACCCCGGAUGGAACUGGAAUGUAUUAAAGGACUAUUUAUCCAAAGCCUACAGCAGUCCGGCUGUAGCACAGGAUGUCAAAGAAGACCUGGCAAUUGAGGACUGGCCUGGAUUAAAUGAAGCGAAAGGUCCGAUCCAAACAUCUUUUGGCAACGGCACGCACCCCAUUCGCAAGGCGUGGGCUGAAUUGUUCCGCAGCAAUGGGCAGUACAACGCCGGGGAUCCGUUCAUCCAUAGCUCUGUGGGAUCCUUCAGUUGCCUUGCUAGCAUCGACUCGGAGGGCAAGAGAAGCAACUCUGCCUCGGCCUACUAUAAGCCUAUUGAAAUUCGACAAAAUCUUCACGUUCUUACGAACUCAUUCGUCGAGAGAAUCCUGUUUGACGAAAGCAAGGCUCCCAAAGCCAUUGGAGUCCAAUACAGCCUCGAUGGUACCUCAAAGACUGCCCAGGCAACAAACGAGGUAAUCCUUGCAGCAGGCGCUUUUCAAUCUCCCAAAAUCCUUCAGAUUUCUGGAGUUGGUGGAGCGGAGCUUCUCGAGAAGCAUGGGAUUGAUAUAGUCAUGGAACUUCCUGGAGUUGGGCAUAAUCUUCAGGAUCAUAUGAUAUCGUACACCUCAUUUCAGGCAAAGAAUGAACUUGAGACUAAGGACUCUCUGGUCAGGCAGGAGCCUGAAGCCAUCGGCCAGGCAAUGCAAGAAUACACAGCCACGCAGUCUGGGCCCCUAGCUUCACUCGGAGUUCACACCUACGCUUAUUUGCCCCUUCCUUCACCGGACAGAAUUGCUCUACUGGAAUUAUUUACUGACCAUGCCCCCAAAGACCCACAAGAGCACAGGGCAACACGAGAAUACUAUGACAUCGCGAAAACUACCGUUCUUGAUCCCGAGCAACCAUCAGCUGCGUAUUUGUCCGCUAUGGGGCAGGCAAAUUAUGCCAAAGACCUCAAUAAUGGGAGUAUUCCAACUGCUUCGCUUGGAAAAUUCGUCACGCUUGGAGUAAUGCUCUCUCAGCCGCUCUCCCGCGGAAGCGUUAAUAUCGCUUCCAUCAAUCCUGAAACUCCUCCUAUCAUUGAUCCUAGUUAUAUGUCCAAUCCUCUCGAUCUUGAAGUUAUAGCGCGGCACCUGCUCGGUGUCAAAAACUUAGCACAGUCACCUCAGCUUGGAAAGCUGCUCGAACAGCCACUCAAGUUCCGCGAUCCAGCUGCAGACUUCCAGGGAAACUUAGAAGCCGCAAAGAAGUACGCUCGGGACAAUUUGAUCUCUAUGUGGCAUUUCGCGGGGACCUGUUCCAUGCUGCCUCGCGAGAGAGACGGAGUAGUGGAUUCCAAUUUGAAGGUUUAUGGUAUCAAAAACCUGAGGGUUGUCGACGCGAGUGCUAUGCCGCUUAUAAGCACGGCCAAUCUGCAAGCGACUGUGUAUGCAUUUGCGGAAAGAGCAGCGGACCUUAUUAAGCAGGACUGGAAAGACGAGUAA
Penicillium angulare is the source of this 1803-nucleotide messenger RNA. RefSeq names its product GMC family oxidoreductase. The coding region runs from base 1 to 1803 and encodes 600 amino acids. The record is from RefSeq and is a predicted model, not a curated record. Gene Ontology annotation, molecular function: flavin adenine dinucleotide binding; oxidoreductase activity, acting on CH-OH group of donors. The transcript has 4 exons. Lineage: Eukaryota; Fungi; Ascomycota; Eurotiomycetes; Eurotiales; Aspergillaceae.